GUUUGCAGAUUUUUCCUCCACUGCUGCUGGCAACGCCGGAACUGCACUGUAUGACCCGGAAGCGGAGCACCUUCUACAUCCGGGUCCAGAGCUGUAUUCGCUCCGUUCGUUUAUCGCAGGAGGAGAAGGCUAACCCUCAGCUGAGAUGUCGGACGAGGAGGACGCGGCUCCGGCCGUGAAGAAGACUCGUGUUUUCUACGGCAGCCUGGAGGAGAAGGAGCGUGAGCGUCUGAGAGGCGAGGCGGCGAGCAGCACGAUGGCAAGCAGUGAGGCAGUGAAAGCUGGAAUAGAAGCAGGAAACAUCAACAUCUCAUCGGGGGAAACCCUGGAGAUGGAGGACCGUGUCAGUGAGCGGCAGCAGGAGGCGCUCGCUGAGUUCGAGCGGCGGCGGCGAGCGCGGCAGAUCACUGUAUCCACCGACGACGCCGAGGUGAAGGCGGGCCUUCGAGCGCUCGGAGAGCCAAUCACGCUGUUCGGAGAGGGACCAGCUGACCGCCGGGAGAGACUGCGCAGCGUUCUGUCCGUCGUUGGCCCUGAUGCUCUGAAGAAGUCCAGGAAGGACGAAGAGAGAGCCAAGAGAUCCCAGGAUGAGUGCCAGCAGACAUGGUACCAUGAAGGCUCCGCCUCCCUGAAGGAUGCUCGGCUCUGGUUGGCCAAAUACUCCCUUCCACGGGCGAUGAAGCGUCUGGAGGCUGCACGUGCUCAGAAAGAUGUUACCGAGGCAACCAGGACGAUUCGGCAGCAAGAGUUGCACAAGAGUCUGAGGAAUCUAAACAACUUCUGCAGUCAGAUUGGUGACGAUCGACCAAUCAGCUUCUGCCACUUCAGCCCAAACUCCAAAAUGCUGGCCACCGCCUCCUGGAGUGGUCUGUGUAAGCUGUGGUCCGUCCCAGACUGCAGCCUGAUUCGCACACUCAGAGGACACAACACCAACGUGGGUGCCGUCGUCUUCCGUCCACAGGCCGGAGUCUCUCUCGACCAAUCAGACGUCAGCUUGGCCUCGUGUGCUGCUGAUGGGUCGGUGAAGCUGUGGAACCUCGAGAGCGAUGAGCCGGUGGCCGACAUCGAGGGUCACAGUGAGCGAGUGUCUCGAGUGUCAUGGCAUCCUUCUGGAAGAUUCCUGGGAACGACCUGCUAUGACAACUCUUGGCGUCUGUGGGACCUCGAGGUUCAGGAAGAAAUCCUCCAUCAGGAAGGUCACAGCAAAGGAGUCCACGACCUGACGUUCCACCAGGACGGUUCCCUGGUGGCGACUGGAGGCCUGGAUGCAUUUGGCAGAGUGUGGGAUCUGCGAACUGGACGCUGCGUCGUUUUCCUGGAAGGACAUUUAAAGGAGAUCUACACUCUGCACUUCUCCCCUAACGGGUAUCACCUGGCAACAGGAAGUGGUGACAACACCUGUAAGGUGUGGGAGCUGAGAAACAGGAAGUGCCUCUACACAGUCCCUGCCCACCAAAAUCUGCUGUCAGCUGUUCGUUUUCAACCCACAGACGGUCACUUCCUGUUGACUGGAGCCUAUGACAACACAGCAAAAGUUUGGAGUCACCCAGGCUGGACGCCGCUAAAGACGCUGGCCGGACACGAGGGGAAGGUGAUGGGUGUUGAUGUGUCCCCUGACGGAAAGCUGAUUGCCACGAGCUCCUACGACCGAACCUUUAAACUCUGGCUGUCCGAGUGACAUUAUCCAAGUAAAACCGUAACUUUUGUCUGUUUUUGAAUAAAGUUCAGAUUUCAGUA
This is a messenger RNA of Acanthochromis polyacanthus (spiny chromis), 1737 nucleotides long. Its product is annotated as U4/U6 small nuclear ribonucleoprotein Prp4-like. Gene Ontology annotation, biological process: mRNA splicing, via spliceosome. The transcript is spliced from 15 exons. The record is from RefSeq and is a predicted model, not a curated record. Lineage: Eukaryota; Metazoa; Chordata; Actinopteri; Pomacentridae. The coding region runs from base 146 to 1678 and encodes 510 amino acids. Gene Ontology annotation, molecular function: protein binding; U4 snRNA binding; U6 snRNA binding. Gene Ontology annotation, cellular component: U4/U6 x U5 tri-snRNP complex.